Molecule: messenger RNA, 1511 nt
Organism: Branchiostoma floridae (Florida lancelet)
Lineage: Eukaryota; Metazoa; Chordata; Leptocardii; Amphioxiformes; Branchiostomatidae
Product: protein rolling stone-like
Exons: 2
Coding region: 96-1013 (305 amino acids)
Cellular component (GO): membrane
Source: RefSeq, a predicted model, not a curated record
CGUCACCUGUACGUUCUGAUGUCACAUGACAACCUCACUACGGAACCAAACGUAACCUGCAUAUAAACGCAGUUGAACCCUCCACUGUCGCCAAGAUGACUUGUGGACAGCGAAUGAGAAGCGAAUUUCGACUGAAGUCGUUUGGGCUGACGCAUAACGACCGUCAGGUGUUUAGCAGAACGCCGUGGCUGGACAAGAACAACCUGCUGCCAUUCGUGCUGUACCGAGCUGCGGUAUGUUUGUACCAGGUGAUCACUUUCUCUAUCAUACACGGAGCCCUGGGCGACUUUCCCCUCAAAGGUCUGGUAUACCUGACUGAAUGGGGCUACAUCUUACUCACACUGCACACCAUACUGAGCGUGUCACUCUGCUUUGCUGACUACUACAAGUCUCGUUUCCAGCGCGGAGCAACAUCGAACGACAACAUGGCGUCUGAUAUCGCCAUGGCGACGGGAUCUACCAUUACACUCACUACUACAGGUUACGGAACAGCCCAAACGAGUGUCGGUCAGGACUCUGGCCAAACCCUGCCUCUACCAUGGUACUACAAACUGUACUGGGUCUUGUACAAUGUCAGCUUCGCCGGUGGGAUUUGCAUCACGAUUUUGUUCUGGGUACUGUUGAGAGGGGACUAUAGCGCUCUUAGCAUUAUUACGCACGCCAUAAAUUCUGUUACCAUAGUGAUAGACGUAAUGGUCAGCGGUCUGCCGUGCCGACUGCUACAUUUUGUUUAUCCUUUGACCUUUGGACUUGUUUACAUUCUCUUUACUGUGAUCUACUGGGCCGCAGGUGGGAGGGGGCUGUACGACUAUCCUUUUAUCUACCCCUAUCUUGACUAUGGGGGUAGGCCUGUUUUAGCCGCUAUAGUAGCUGUACUGGGGGUUCUGGUUGCAGUCCCCCUGUGUCACUGUGUCGUCUUCGCUCUCGUGGUUGCUCGCGAGAGUUUAGUGCGCUUAUUGAAGAGACGUCGACAGUCCCCUAACAGUCAGAAUGAUAACGUCACUGCUCUGUAGACAUGGUACCUUUAGAUUCUGAAGUCAUCCUAGAUUUGUACGUAGUGACAGAUGUAUUGAUUGAAUUGCAAUGUAACACUCUUUAAUUUUCGUUAAUUCGUUUUGUCCUUAACGUAUUAUUUCAUUGCUGCCGUUGUAUCUGCCUUUUUGUAUUUAUAUUAAUCUUUAAAAAAAAACAGUCAUUUACCGUUAAGUUCUUCGUAACAUAAAAGUUUACACUGAAGUUGUUACAUGUCUUUAUUUCUUUCUUUGCAAAAUGUAAGAAGACAUUAUCCUGACCCUUAGGGGCAUUGUUACAAUUCGAUACCAAUCCGUUACUUUAAUUUCGGUGCAUGUGCUUCGAAUACUACAGAAAUGAAAAAUAUACAAUAAAGAAUUACAAGAACCUACAAAGAUACUAGUUUAACAUAUAGUUCAUUUUCAUGAGGAACUCCUCUCCUUCAACUAGCUUUCUUUAAGCAUGUGUAAAAGUAAAUAAACCAAUUUCAUUGAUUUUUC